This is a messenger RNA of Rhipicephalus sanguineus (brown dog tick), 8381 nucleotides long. RefSeq names its product serine/threonine-protein kinase N2 (gene Pkn). The transcript is spliced from 22 exons. Lineage: Eukaryota; Metazoa; Arthropoda; Arachnida; Ixodida; Ixodidae. Bases 272 to 3352 code for a protein of 1026 amino acids. The record is from RefSeq and is a predicted model, not a curated record. Gene Ontology annotation, biological process: signal transduction; protein phosphorylation. Gene Ontology annotation, molecular function: small GTPase binding; ATP binding; protein serine/threonine kinase activity.
GGAUUUGGUGAUUCGGUGGUUGUAGAAGAGGUUGAUGUCUUAGCCAGCAAAAAUUUAGGGCUAAGUUUGAGAUCAGAAUUUUUGGUGUUGUGCCUGGUUCCGAGAGCGGUAACCUUCGGACGCCGUCGUCUGAUGCUUUAUUACUCAACCAGGUGUUGCCCUGUGAGACUUGUUGCGGGCAUUGGAAAGAUGAGGUGACAAUUCCCUCUAAAUGCCUCUGCCUUAACAUCUGCCCAAGGCUACUCGUGGACUUGGUGUCUGGGCUCCAGACAUGAGCAGAGUGGCCUCUCAGGAGAUAGCUGGCAAGUACGGCUUGUGUGGAACAUCACGGGGUAGUGGCGAUGGCGGUGGUAGCGGCAAUGAGCCCAGCCUCCAGCGGCAACUGGAGGAGCUUAAGCGUAAGCUCAAGGAGGACAUGCGCAAGGAGCUGAAGAUCAAGGAGGGGGCUGAAAACCUGCGCAAGGCAACUACCGACCGCAAGAGCCUGGCCCAUGUGAACUCUAUCGUAAAGAAAGCCAAUUCACGCCUCAAUGACUUGCAGCGGCAACUCAGUGACCUCACAGCUGAUAUUCUGGUCACCCAGGGACAUCCGUCACCGGAAAUUGUGCAGCCACUUUCGACGGACUCCUUCUAUGGUGACAAGGGGGAUGUGCCACUUUCAACCACAGACCAACGGCUGCAUUCGCUGGAGAAGCAGCUGAAUAUUGAGGUGAAAGUAAAGCAGGGUGCUGAGAACAUGCUGCAGAUGUACAGCUCGGGCCCUUCCAAGGACCGCAAGAUGCUCGCUGAGGCACAGCAAAUGCAAGACGACUCUAAGCUCAAGAUUGACUACAUCCGCAUGAUGAUGGCCCGACUGCGGCAGAACCAAGAUAGUCACACCAAGGAACCUGGGGAAGGCUGCUCGAACAACCACCUGGACAACACCACUGGAGGUAAGAUACCGGAAGUUAUGUCACCUGUUGAGCUGCAGAUAGAAGACCUCCGUCAUCGGCUCAAGGUAGAAUGUGCUGUUGUCGAAGGCGCGAAGAAUGUGCUCAAGCUAUGUCAGGCCGCCGGAAAAGUCACAGAUCGCAAAGUCUUCCAAGAGGCACAGAACAGUUUAGUUGAAUCGAGUGAGAAGCUCGAUUUGAUUCGCCGGUCACUGGAACUGAAGCGUGCCGAACUGUCACCAGGCAGUGCCAAGUGGCAAUUGCUCAAGCGUGAGUUGGAAUCUAGCCAGUUGGUGAACCCUUACUCACCAUCCAUAGUGCCACAUGGUCCCCGAACUGAGCAGCAGGGCUUGUCAGCAUCUCUGCUAAGCCCAUUGGCAGCCAGCCCAAGUGUUCCUCUCUCAAAGCCGGCUUCUGUCACGGGUCAGCUUCAAGUGAGACUGAUGGGCUGCCAGGGCUUGCUAGAAGAUGUUCCAGGACGUCUGCCUCGAGCACAAGUGGCAGGGAUGGGAGCUGAUCUGCGAAGCAGCCUUGUUCGGGCCACAGGUCGAGGCUUCUCAGGGCGCAACUCUUCUCGCUCCUACAGCAUAAAAGAAGAAACCUCUAAUGAAAUCAUGGCUGUUCUAAAGCUUGACAAUGUUCAUGUGGGCCAGACUACCUACAAACCAUGUAGUCAGCAAGCAUGGGACCAGAGGUUCACUGUAACCCUCGAUAGGUCCCGAGAACUGGAGAUCCAGAUAUACUGGAAAGAUUGGCGUGGCAUGUGUGCUGUAAAAUUUCUCCGGCUGGAAGAGUUCAUAGAUGAUGACAGGCAUGGCAUGGCUCUUCAUCUGGAACCCAAGGGACUUCUCUUUGCGGAGAUUAAGUUUGUGAACCCAAUGAUCUCAAGAAAACCUCGUCUACAGCGACAGCGAAAACUUUUCAUUCACAAAGGAAAGAACUUCCUCCGGCCAACACAAAUGAACAUCAACGUGGCUACUUGGGGUCGCUUGAUGAAGCGUGCUAUGCCUCCUGGCUGCUCUGACCACGUGACAACAGUCAGCCCCCCUGACGCACUUCUGUCUACAGCUCCUGUUCCCACACCUCCUGAGCUUGACAGUCUAGUGGUUACCAAGCUCAACUUUGAAGACGGCAAUGAAGCUGACACAUUGAGUCCAUUGUCGCCACUUCAGACAUCACUGGAAGUUGAUGUUCAGUCUGCACUCGGGGAGUUCGACUUUUUACAACAAGAGACGUCGCCAAUGGCGGUGGAGCAAAAGGCACAGCCUGCCUCGAACACAAUAACCAGUGGCCAUUCACCAAGUCCUGAGCCCAUAGUUGAACUGGCUCCUGACGAAGAGGAAGAAGUAAACAAACUUGGCGAGUCUCUGCAGGUUACAUCUACAACAACAGUCACUGUUGUUGAAAGUACCCAGGGAUCUUUGACUCUUGAUGAUUUUGAAUUUAUAAGUGUGCUGGGGCGAGGACACUUUGGAAAGGUCAUUCUGAGUAAGCACAAAGUAUCAGGCCAAUACUUUGCCAUUAAAGCUCUGAAAAAGGGCGAUAUUGUUGCUCGAGACGAGCUGGAAAGCCUUAUGGCGGAGAAACGAAUUUUUGAGGUGGCAAACUCUGUCCAACACCCAUUCCUUGUCAACUUAUUUGCCUGCUUCCAGACUGUGAAUCAUGUGUGCUUUGUGAUGGAGUAUGCCUGUGGAGGGGACCUGAUGAUGCACAUCCAUACCGACAUUUUCCCAGAGCCUAGAGCUGCCUUUUACGCUGCCUGUGUUGUUCUGGGGCUCCAAUUUCUUCAUGAAAAUCGCAUCAUCUACAGGGAUCUCAAGCUGGACAACUUAUUGCUUGAUGCUGAGGGUUACGUGAAGUUAGCUGAUUUUGGCCUGUGCAAAGAAGGCAUGGGCUAUGGAGACCGGACUGGCACCUUUUGUGGCACACCAGAGUUCUUGGCACCCGAGGUGUUGACCGAAACUUCAUACACUCGAGCUGUUGACUGGUGGGGCCUUGGUGUCCUAGUCUUUGAAAUGCUGGUGGGCGAGAGUCCUUUUCCUGGUGAUGAUGAAGAAGAAGUGUUUGACAGCAUUGUGCAUGAUGAAGUUCGAUAUCCACGUUUCCUCUCCAUAGAGGCUGUUGCCAUUAUGCGGAGGCUGUUGAGGAAAAACCCAGAAAGACGCCUUGGCACAAGUGAGAAAGAUGCAGAGGACGUCAAGAAGCAGGCCUUUUUCAGAAACAUUAACUGGGAACAUCUGCUUAUGAAAAAGCUGAAGCCCCCGUUUGUGCCUACUGUGAAAAGCCCCGAGGACGUCAGCAACUUUGAUGAAGAGUUCACAUGCGAGCAGGCAGUCCUGACAGCACCCAAGGAUCCCCGCCCUCUCACUCAAGAGGAGCAAGCACACUUCAAGGAUUUUACUUACACCAGCGGCUGGUGCUAAAGAGCUCCUCGUGCUUCUACCUGAACGUCUUUCCCUUGUCUUGCCGUAUCUUCCUGUCAUCAGGCAAACCCUAGAAGCAUGUGGUGCUUCUGUACCCCAGGAAAUAGCACUGAGCAUUUCUGGAAGAAAAGAAAGGAAAGUGGGCUUAAUGUGAAGAACUGCAGAGAUAUCUUUAGGGAUACUGCUAAAAACUGACAACUUUAGCGUUUAGGGACUGGUCGGUUGUGUGUGGCAUUAUUGCUUUGCAUUUUGUGAGCGCAUGCUGCCUGCCAGUGUGUUUUAACGCCCAACAUCAGUACUGUGCCUGUGUACUAGACAGGUUUAGCAUACGAUAUUCUCCCUUGAGUGCUCUGCAGGCAAAGUGUGUGGCAUUCUGCUUUGUUUUUUGCGAAGUAGGGCAGCUAACUGACAGGUGUAUUGUGAAUAUCUGCAGGAAAAUAAAGCUAGUGACUUCCUUCACUGCUUCCUGAUGGUGUAAGGGGCCCAUGUAAAGGCUAGCUUGACCUGCUGAGCAACAGAGCAAAUGAGUGCUACUGUUACCCUUUCCUUCAUAGAAACUACAACUUGUAGAAAGGUGUUCCUGGUCAUGUUGCUUAAGAGUCAUAGCUUGCACAAUUGCACUUACCGGUGUGUUGCAAGUCUUGUGACAGUACUUGGCCCUACUUUGAUAUUUGUCGCACCUUCAUGAUCUCGUGUGUCAUGCCUGCUGUGGCUGUGUCCUUGAUUUUGUGUGUAAUAACUGUCAAUUAGCUAUUGCGUUACUGGUCUUGUUUUUUGAAUGUUUGUCACUGCUGCGUGUUGCACUUCAGGUCACACACAUAAACACACACACACACACACACACACACACACUGCAUGUAUAUCCAUAGCGAGCCAUAAGCACUUCCUUGCUGCUUUCACAAGAAUUUCACACAGCCCUUAUGAGCUGUCGCAUGCAAGAUUCUUAAAAGUAAUGGUUGAGUUGUCACAUUGCAAGAUUUGUGCUUGAAAUGAAACAAUUGUGAAUUUCCCUGCGUUGGCUGGCUACACAUGCUGCUGCCUGAAUAUGCAGCUCCAACUUUUCAUCUUCAAGCAUUGCUUGCUUGAGCUGCUUGCAGAGCCAGCUAGCCUUCCUCCAUACAUUUAGUCACUGUUAUGUCAGGCUUCACAGCCUGUUGCAUUAAUAGGCUAGUGAGGUUUGUUCAUGUAGAACUUCGCUGCACAGUGAAGUCGCACCACUUAUUGAAAUUCUUUAUUGAGAAGUGUGAACUUUGCUAACACAGUGGCAACACUGGCAGAAUCUCGAAAGUUAAUCGCUUCUUGUUGUGCUAUCAAAUUUAAAUUGUAUACUCCCAUACAGCGGGAUAUGGGUGUUGGAAGUUGUGCAGUAAUGCAACUUUUGUGCCUUUUCUUUUCUUUGCACAUUGAGUACAAACUGGUAGCAUGUUCAGAUAGGACAAGUGACCUCCCUGUUUGCUCAUUGCAUUGAAACAAAUUGAAGGGGCCAGGCUUGCAACCAUAGCCAACACCUUUGAUGUGUGCCUUUUUUAAAGUGCUUUGGAAACAAACGUGCUCAAGCAGUAUGAAAAAAAAAAGGAGGGUUAUGCUCGUGGGUAUUUUGUGCAAAGAGAGCAUUUAAUAAGCCUGUUACUUGAGCCUAUGUAACGGGCCUUAACUUAUGCUUCUGUACUGCCUGUAGCCUCAUUCACAGUGGGAGGCAUGCUGUUCUUUUGCUGGCAAUUUUGUUUGGUCCUUUGUGAAGGGUGCUCGAGCCAAAUUUUGCCAAAGUUUUGACAUAUUUACGUGUGCUAUAGGAAGGUCCAACUGAAAACCUGCUCUUAAUCCACUCUCUGGAGCAAACCAAACAACUUUUUGAUGAACGAUGAAACAAUAAUCUGUUUACUUGCUUGAUUUUUCAAGCUUAAUUAUAAAAAGAUAAAUGAACUUGCAAAGCACUCUAGGAAAUGUCAUGGUUCAACAGUAAUCCAGAAGGGAAAAACUGGGCUAGUUGGUAUAUGUUGAAUAUGAUACAAUAACUGAGCGAACUACACAGUGCAUAGGACAACAGACUGGAUAAGCACUGAGCCAAUCUGUUCCUUUUUUUUUCUGUGUUGUGUAAUUAGCACUGUUCUUGUGUCAUGAUCAGCAGUAUCUAACUACUAACCGUAAAGUUACUUUUACUGUGCUUUAAAGCCAAUUAUAUUUUUUUAAUGUGAUGGCCCGCUUGCAUGCGUUUUCAGUCGUGUAGCAUGUGAACAAACUGCACUUUAAGCUAGUGCGGGGCCAGUAAGAAAGUGACCGGGGAGUGAUUUCAGUUUCUUCAUUGUGCUUAUUGCCAUCAUUAACAGCUGUUCCCUGCUUUAUGUAGUGCAGUUAAGAUAAAUUGCUGGUGUGAAUUUGGAAGCAUAUUACUAAAUAACUGUCCUGUUGCUUUGCUGUUGGCAGCACUCUAUGAAGGAGCUGUUCUUCAUUGCAUGACUCAUUUGGAGCACAAUUAUCGCACCGUACAAAUGCAUUGUCCUGUGCUUGCUUUACACCAACAAAAAAAUUGCAAUCGGUUUGGAAUUAAAUACUACUGAAUAGGACAUUUGGUAUGCUCUACAACAACUUGAAAAGAUUUAGGCUUGCGGAGUUUUAAAUUACUGUCUUAUGAAACUAAAUGUAGUGCAUUGAAACUGUGGCUUAAGUUGCGACGCCCUGUACAUAGUUCUAAGUUUGACAGCUGUAGAAACAUGGGUUGUUGAGAAUUCUUUAGUGAGAGCAUCCCUGCUUCCUGCUCAAACUUUGGCACUGCUUCAAGUCAUUUCUAUAAAACGUGCACCUUAAAUACUCAUGAUAGGCAGCACUGCAGCUAGCUGUUAUAGUUUAUGCACUGUCUCGGUACAGAUGGCACUGUGCUGCCUUUCUUCUUUCUCUGUAGCAGUGUUUUUGUCUCAGGAUCAGCAACUGUUGUUGUUCUUUUUUGGUCAAGGGAAUGAACAUUGCCUUUCUUCUUCACUGUUACACCAGUAUUUAUGACAAAUGCAUAGUUGCCUGUUGCACAAGCCUUACAAAAGCUGCUUCUGCCUUUCUGUACUUCAUAUUGUGUACUGUCUCUGUUCUGUCUUGCACAUCCGCGAGUGUCUUCCCUUAUUGCAAUAAUGUUCUCAUGAAAUAUUGAAUUUGCUUUAUUUGCUUAAGCUAUCUUGUUUGCACAAUUAUGACAAGAUUCUUCACUUUUGAUCACAUAGGCAACCAGAAGCACCCAGGCAAAAAUUAGCAUUUGUGUUGGCACAAACCACUGCAUGGCAUAAUUUAUCAAGAAAGGCAACUUCUUGGUGUCUAAUAGAAUUCCCCCUUAGGGGAGGGCAUGCAGUCAACAUAAACAAGAGCGCAACAAAUUUGGUGGCUAAUAUGAUUAAGAUUUCAAAUAGCCUAGUCCAAAAUUCUGAUCAUGCCCCACAGUCUCCAUGCGAGGCCUACCUGCAGAAACAAAACUACCCGGUACACAUUUGCCUAACCUCUUAGGGAACUGCCUAAGAUUGCUAACCUAAGAGGUUAGGAAUCGUAGGGAUUAUUUACCACGAGGGGCUUCUGCAAAAGUCUGCAGCAUCACUGUAGUGUAUAUUGACUAUAGCAGCUAUGGUCAUAGUAGGCAUCUGCAGUUAGCUUUUACUUUUUCACUCGCUUGCAAAAAGUCUGCCUUAGCUAAUACAUCUACUGUCAUGUUAUAGUCGUGCAAAUAUGGUGGUUUACUUGUAUUGCAGUCUCCUUGUUUAAACCAGAGUUUACCAUUUGGAUCAUGAAUGUCAUGCUAGUUCUUUGAGCAUGAGUGUUAAGUUAAAAAAGAACUUAUCCAUUCAGUGACCAGACUGCUGCCACAGCAUUAAGCAGCUUUUUCCUUUUGUUUGUGUUAGGCUUUAGUUUGCUCAUUUGACUAUGAUUUUCUCAAUGUAAAGUCAACCUUUUUGUGUCUAGUAAUGCCUAUUUCUAGUUCAUUUUGAUGUGUUUUUGAGCUUAACAUAGUACACUUUUGAUCUUCAUACAUUGCCGAAAUUUCAGACAGUUGUCUGUUCAAAGAGGGUGCAGCAGCAAAGGCCUUCAGUGUAUUUUAUGUUGCCCUUGUUACUUUGUCUGUUCAAAGAGGGUGCAGCAGCAAAGGCCUUCAGUGUAUUUUAUGUUGCCCUUGUUACUGUGAGGAAAAAAAAAUGUAGUGAAAUUUUUGUAAGCACAUCAUAUUUAAAAAUGUCAGAAAUGCACAUUGGUACAUACUUUACGAGACAUAGGCUGAGCCUUAGUUUCUGCUUUUGUUGCUGCUGUACACAGCUCUUACUUCAGGGGGAAAAGGAACUAAAAUGUGUUUAUCUCAGUUUGCAUAUAAUGUUGAUAUUCUUUUGUAUUCAUUGUGAAGUGCAGAUGAAAGGUUUUACAGAUUUCAAAUGUUUGUCACCAAAGAAUAUAACAUAAAAGUAAGAAGUGCACCAAGCUGCUGUACCCUCAUGAGAGGUUCAGUCUUUGUUUGUGCAUAUGUGCAGGACUUUUUUUGCUGCCUAACAUGCAAGUUCCGUUGACUGCUAAGAGGCCUAGCAUGUGGCAGAGAGUCGAAUGGCAACCCACACUGUUCAAUCAAGUCAGAUUACCGGCGUAAUGGAGAUGCAAGUCUAGAACAGAUGCAUUUUUUUGCCAGACAUCUCGCAGUUUUGUAUGGGGAGCUUCCUCCCACUUAUUUUUUUGUUUGCAUUUUGCAAACAAGAUAUUGCACAUCUUGCAAGAAGGAUUUUCUGGGUGCCAACUGUUUUUACACGAUAUCAACAGCAUUCAGGUUGGCCAGUUUUUAUUGUGCUUUUAGAAAGCAUGUUGCACUUAUUCAUUUUGUGGAACCUUGCAAUUUUUUAUAUGAGGCAAGGUUGGUUGUACAGAUGCUUCAAAAACACUGAAAUGUGUGUUAGUCAAGACAACAAGGUUGUUCUUGACUGUGUUGAUUACUGGUCUUCCGUUUUAUUACAGGAUGGGUAGGUGUACUUGUAUAUAUGUUUGAGUGUACUGUUACUAAAUAAAUUAAUUGGAAUGA